UCAAAAUUUUUAAUCUUUCAUACAGAUGUUUCUCAGUGCAUUAAUAGAUGUUGCGGGGCAUGCUAGGAAGGUGGAUGCUGCCUUUGAAAUCCUACGAGAAGCCAGGAAGCAAGGGAUACAUAUUGGAACAAUAUCAUAUAGCUCAUUGAUGGGAGCCUGUAGCAACGCAAAAAACUGGCAGAAGGCGCUGGAACUAUAUGAGGAUAUUAAGUCCAUUAAACUGAAACCAACAGUUUCAACAAUGAAUGCCUUGAUUACUACCCUGUGUGACGGGAAUCAACUGCAGAAGGCUCUGGAGGUUUUUCCUGAAAUGAAGAGGGUUGGCUUGCGCCCAAACACCAUCACAUACUCCAUCCUAUUAGUGGCAAGUGAAAAGAAGGAUGAUGUGGAUGUUGGCCUUAUGCUCCGUUCUCAAGCCAAAAAGGAUGGUGUCGCGCCUAACCUGGUUAUGUCCAGGUGUCUGAUAGCCAUGUGCUUUCGGAGAUUUGAGAAGGCUUGUAUGCAUGGUGAGCCUGUCUUGUCAUUCAACUCAGGACGGCCACAAAUUGAUAGUAAAUGGACAUCUUUGGCCUUGAUGGUCUACAGGGAAGCAAUUAUAGCUGGUGUUGUACCUACUAUGGAAGUAUUUUCACAACUCUUGGGUUGCUUGCAACUUCCUUGUGAUGCUUCCUUGAGAGAUAGACUAAUUGAGAAUCUGGGAGUAGAUACUGAUUCACCUAAAAGGUCAAACCUUUGUUCAUUGGUUGAAGGAUUUGGAGAAUAUGAUCCUCGAGCUUUCUCAUUAUUGGAGGAAGCUGCUUCUCUUGGAAUUGUACCAUCUGUAUCCUUCAACGAAAGUCCAAUUGUUGUUGAUGCAAGGAAAUUACCAAUUCAUACUGCUGAGGUAUACCUAUUGACAGUUUUGAAGGGUCUCAAGCAUCGGCUUGCUGCUGGUGCAAGGUUGCCUAAUACAACCAUAUUACUGCCUAUAGAGAAGACACAAAUUCAAUCUCCUAUGGUAAAGAAAACAAUUAACGUUGCAGGGAG
Messenger RNA from Camellia sinensis, 1026 nucleotides. The record is from RefSeq and is a predicted model, not a curated record. Lineage: Eukaryota; Viridiplantae; Streptophyta; Magnoliopsida; Ericales; Theaceae.